UUCUAUGACAAAGCAAGGGUGGCUGUGUGUUCCCUCCAGUUUCAGUGCCCCUAUUGACCUAAGAAGUCUUCUCUUCUUACAGAUGGAAUGAUCUUCUAAGACUGCAGAAUUUGCUCUGAUUUAAAGAUCAGCUGUCUCCCAUCAUACAUCCCAGGGCCAAGAUGAUGACGUUCUUCCUACAGACUUUUCUUCUAGCUUGCUUUGUAGCUACUAUACAGACCAAGAUCUAUGGGCGCUGUGAGUUGGCUCAUGUGUUGAAGAAGAAUGGGAUGGAUGGAUAUGAAGGUUACAGCCUAGCCAGUUGGAUCUGCAUGGCAUUUUAUGAAACUGGCUUUGACACCAACACCAUUGAUCGGCACAAAGGUGGCACCAAAGACUAUGGCAUCUUCCAUAUCAACAGUGGUUUAUGGUGUAAAGAAAACAAUGCCUUAUCAAAGGCCAUUUGCGACGUAGCUUGCUCAGAUUUGCUGAAUCCUGAUCUUGAAGAUGACAUCAACUGUGCCAAAAUGAUUGUGAAAGACUCUACUGGCAUGGCUGCCUGGCAACAGUGGAAAAAGCACUGUGAAAACCAAGAUAUGAAAAGGUGGAUAAAAGGAUGUAAAGUUUGAAAAUG
Messenger RNA from Pantherophis guttatus, 613 nucleotides. RefSeq names its product lysozyme C, milk isozyme-like. Gene Ontology annotation, molecular function: lysozyme activity. The record is from RefSeq and is a predicted model, not a curated record. Lineage: Eukaryota; Metazoa; Chordata; Lepidosauria; Squamata; Colubridae.